CCAUUAUUAAAUAGGCCUAGUUUCAAAGAAUGUCACUGAUCUCAGCAUAAUUUAAUAAUUUAUUACAAGUAACUGGUCUGAUUGAAUUUAUGUAAUAAAAACGUAUUCUAACGGUUUACAUCGUCGUCGUCCGUCAAAGAACGCCACAACGAGAUACAAUAGGGGAGAACAUUCCAAUGAAAAUUCUCCUCAAUCCCGAAUCUGCCUCUCUUUCCAUCACUUCCUUUCAAAUCAAGAGGUCUCUCCACGUUGACGCGCGCUUGUUUGGUUAUGAUUUUGGAUACCCUUCUUGGUUCUUGAUUAGCUUACAAUAUCUCUCUCUCUUGACAGCCUAUUUAUAUAUGGUUUAUAAGCAGCAAUCUGAGAUAUAUUUGUUCCAGAUAUUCCUUUGUUGGGCUAAUGCAUAUGAGACCUUCUUCGAGUGAUUCACAAUUCAUCGUAGUGGAGUUAUUUCAUAUGAUUCCUAUUAAGCUCGAGGAUUAUUAGUCACGUCAAAGAUUCGGAUGGAGUCGCUCUAUGUGUUGAAGACAAUGGGAAAGAUACAAAAGAGUCGGUGUCCGAAGAGUGAACGUGGAACACUUCUAUUAGUUGUGUCGCAAAAAUAUAAUUAAAAAGAAAAAAAGAAACAGAGUCCAUACAAAGUCUCUAACUUUUGUUUUAUCCGAUUUGUAGCAUCAAUAGAAAAUAGAUACCGCAUAAAGCUACAAAGAAAGAGUCUUUUGUUUCGUCUUUUUGCGCUCACCUAAUGCCACAUGAUCUGAUCUUGACGAGUGUCCAAAUUCACGUCAGACACCCAAUUGUAAUCUGCUGAAUAUUAUUAUUUACACAAAUUAUCUCAUAUAAAUAAAGUAAUGCAUUAAGCAAGCAAGCGCACUCAAGUCUUUCUUUGGAGGUGACGAAACUGAGCCGAUGGUUAGGUGUUAUUGAUCAAGUGUGUGAUUGAUUAAGCAAAGGUCUUUUGCUUUCUGCGUAAAAAGUCAAUUCUGAAAAUGUCUCUCAAGGCAUUAGACUACGAGACCCUGAAUGAAAACGUGAAGAACUGUCAGUAUGCAGUCAGAGGCGAACUCUAUCUCCGUGCUUCUGAGCUUCAGAAAGAAGGCAAAAAAAUCAUUUUCACAAACGUUGGAAACCCUCAUGCGUUAGGACAGAAGCCUCUGACAUUUCCUCGUCAGGUGGUUGCUCUAUGCCAAGCUCCAUUUCUGCUAGACAAUCCAAAUGUUGGCAUGAUAUUCCCUGCUGAUGCUAUUUCAAGAGCUAAGCAUUAUCUUUCCUUAACCUCUGGUGGUCUUGGUGCUUACAGUGACUCUAGAGGCCUUCCAGGAGUUCGAAAGGAAGUUGCUGAGUUCAUCCAACGGCGUGAUGGUUAUCCAAGCGAUCCGGAACUCAUAUUUUUAACUGAUGGAGCUAGCAAAGGAGUGAUGCAAAUCUUGAACUGUAUCAUACGCGACCAGAAAGACGGAAUUCUGGUUCCAGUGCCACAGUAUCCACUCUACUCAGCUACCAUAUCUCUGUUAGGAGGCACUCUUGUACCUUACUAUCUUGAAGAGACUGACAACUGGGGACUUGAUGUUAACAACCUUCGCCAAUCUGUUGCUCAGGCUCGCUCUCAAGGAAUAACAGUAAGGGCAAUGGUCAUCAUUAACCCCGGAAACCCAACUGGUCAGUGUCUAAGCGAAGCUAACUUAAGAGAGAUAUUGAAGUUCUGUUGUGACGAGAGAUUGGUUCUACUUGGAGACGAAGUCUAUCAGCAGAACAUAUAUCAAGAUGAGAGACCUUUCAUCAGCUCCAAGAAAGUUUUGAUGGAUAUGGGAGCACCGUUGAGCAAGGAAGUUCAGCUCAUAUCUUUCCACACAGUUUCAAAAGGAUACUGGGGCGAAUGUGGACAACGAGGUGGUUACUUCGAGAUGACAAACAUCCCCCCAAGGACCGUUGAGGAGAUAUACAAGGUUGCAUCUAUAGCUCUUAGUCCCAACGUCUCUGCGCAGAUAUUUAUGGGUUUAAUGGUUAGUCCACCAAAGUCUGGAGACAUUUCUUAUGACCAGUUCGUUCGUGAAAGCGAGGGAAUACUAGAGUCACUGAGAAGAAGAGCAAGGAUCAUGACUGAUGGGUUCAACAGCUGCAAGAACGUGGUCUGUAAUUUCACUGAAGGUGCAAUGUAUUCGUUUCCUCAGAUAAAGUUACCACCGAAAGCAAUCCAAGCAGCGAAACAAGCUGGGAAAGUCCCUGAUGUUUUCUACUGCCUUAAGCUCUUAGAAGCCACAGGAAUCUCCACUGUUCCUGGCUCUGGAUUUGGACAGAAAGAAGGGGUGUUUCAUCUCAGGACAACGAUUCUGCCUGCAGAAGAAGAGAUGCCAGAGAUUAUGGAAAGUUUCAAGAAGUUUAAUCAUGAGUUCAUGUCUCAGUACGGUGAUAACUUUGGUUACUCAAGGAUGUGAAAGAAAGGAGUUUGAGUUUGAGAGAUCACUUCUUCUUCUUUUCUUACCGACAUUAUUAUUAUCAAUGCACACUCUUGAAAAGCUAUAGCCACUGGUCCUACUUUGUACAACUUUUCUUAUGGUCUUAGAAUCCUUUGUAUCUACCGAAACAAACAAACAUAAACCAUCUCAUCAGUUUCAGUGAUGUAUUAAAAUGUUCUAUUUAGACAUCUUUAAACAAAAGAGAGUUUUUAUGUU
Molecule: messenger RNA, 2672 nt
Organism: Brassica napus (rape)
Lineage: Eukaryota; Viridiplantae; Streptophyta; Magnoliopsida; Brassicales; Brassicaceae
Product: glutamate--glyoxylate aminotransferase 2-like
Exons: 12
Coding region: 990-2435 (481 amino acids)
Biological process (GO): photorespiration; biosynthetic process
Molecular function (GO): L-alanine:2-oxoglutarate transaminase activity; pyridoxal phosphate binding; glycine:2-oxoglutarate transaminase activity
Source: RefSeq, a predicted model, not a curated record